AUGAGCUCCGAGGACCUUGCUUCUAUCCAGGCUGUGGCCGACGCCCCCGUUGUCCAGGACAUCGCCUCCGAUUCGGAGGAGGCCAUUGUCGAGACUGUUUCCGAGACCACCGAGGUCGCCGAGGAGGUUGCCGAGGAGGCCGCCGAGGAGGAGGUUGCCGAGGAGGCCGCCGAGGAGGUUGCCGAGGAGACCGCCGAGGAGGUUGCCGAGGAGACCGCCGAGGAGGUUGCCGAGGAGACCACCGAGGAGACCACCGAGGAGACCACCGAGGAGACCACCGAGGAGGCCACCGAGGAGAUCACCGAGGAGACCACCGAGGAGGCCGCUGAGGAGGUCGCUGAGGAGGCCGCUGAGGAGGUCGCUGAGACUACCGAGGAGACUACCGAGGAGACUACCGAGGAGACUGCCGAGGAGACUACUCAGGAGACCACUGAGGAAGCCGCCGAGGUCGCCGAGGAGGUCGCCGAGGAGGUCGCCGAGGAGGCCACCGAGGAGGUCGCCGAGACCGCUGAGACCACCGAAGAGGUCGUCGAGGAGACCAUUAUGGUCAUCGAGGAGACCGUUGUGGUCGUUGAGGAGACCGUUGUUGUCGUCGAGGAGACCUCCGAGGAGGUGGCCGACGUCGCCGAGGAGGUCGUCGAGGUUGUUGCCGACGCCGUUGACACCACCGAGGAGGUUGUCGAGCUCGAUGCCCCUACCAUUAGUGCGACCAUUGUGGACACCGUCGUCGAGACGGAGGCCGUCGUCGAGAUCGCCACUGUCGAGGACGAGGAGGAGGAGAUCAUCAUCUCCUCGACCGGCGCGCCGGAGGACGACGCCGACAUGAAUGUCGAUGACGCCAUGGCCAAGGCCAUGGUGGAUGCCAUCAUCCGCGCCGCCGUCAUGGCCAAGGCCGAGGGCGCCCCGGCCGGCUCUUCCGUGGUCCUUGAUGAGGAUGACGCUGGCAACACCAUCGUUGUGACCAUGCCCGCUGGUGCCGGUGCCGGUGCCGGUGCCGGUGCCGCUGCCCCGACUGCGCAGUUCACCGUCGUCGAGGCGGAGGAUGCCGAGGACGAGUCCGAGGAGGAGGUCCAGGAGAUUGUCCGCCCGGCCUAUGGCCGCGCGCCGAUCAAGUCCCUCCUGCGCGCGCAUGAUGACUCCGAGACCGAGGAGUCCGACGACGAUGAUGAUGAUGACGAUGAGGACUUCGGCUCUGAUGAUGAUGAUGAUCUGGAUGAGAGCGACGAGCAUCUUGCCCUGGAGUUCGCCGAGAUCGAUCUUGAUCGUGACAUCGCCCGCGAGACCUUUGUCGAUCGUGUGGUCGCCCUGCGGGACAUCGUGCCGCUGAACGUUCGCCGCCAGAUCGGCGACGUCAUCAGCCCGGUCACCGGGGCCGUGUCGUCGAUCACCUCUUGGGCUGGCUCGGCCGCCUGGUUCGCCGGCACCUUCGCCGCCGUGGUCUUCAUCCCCUUCGUUCUGUCGAUGGACCGCGAGAACCAGCUGAACAUGGCCCGCGAGCAGGAGGAGCGCAUGCAGAUGGAGCAGCGUUCCCUCAUCAACACCAGCGUCAACCCCUCGGUGGCCACCAACGUCUUCGGCUCCCCGACCCUGCCCGUCUCCAAGUAGACGGUUGUUGGUUGAUGUGUAGGAAUGAUGAAGCCCCCUCGUCUCUCGCCUUUCCUCUCCGAUGCUCUCAUCACCUUGACCUAUGUUCCCCCUCCCUCCCCUCCCCCUCGUCUCUUUUCGUGCGCGUGUGUCGGGGCCGGCACUUUGUCCUUGUUUUCUUGCCCCCCCUCCGCGCCCGGGGUCGGGAACGAAGGAAGAGGGAAAUAUGGAUAAAGGGCACGUGCGAGAGGGAGGCAGGGCCCAAGAGAAAGAGAGCAGGGGAAGGGAGCUCAGGCAAGCGCUCUGGUGCGAGGGGAAUGCGUGCGCGCCCCCCUCCCCCUCCCAGCCCCUGUGUCCCUCUCUCUUUCCCUCCCCCUCCCCACGCUAUCUCUCCCCUGCACAUGUGGUGGUGCCUUUCUGCCCGUCCUCUCUCCCCCUUCCCCUCCCUCCUCCCUCCUAUGCCGCAGUGUCAGAGAUAGGCAACCCCCGUUUUAGAUCUCACCCUCCCCCCUUCCCCUUCCUGAUAAUACAAAAACACUUUCCACA
Fonticula alba is the source of this 2130-nucleotide messenger RNA. RefSeq lists its product as hypothetical. Gene Ontology annotation, cellular component: mitochondrial outer membrane. The transcript has 4 exons. NCBI's taxonomy places the organism in Eukaryota, Rotosphaerida, Fonticulaceae. The record is from RefSeq and is a predicted model, not a curated record. Bases 1 to 1605 code for a protein of 534 amino acids. Gene Ontology annotation, biological process: intracellular protein transport. Gene Ontology annotation, molecular function: metal ion binding; ATP binding.